AUGUUAUCCACCAAUCACAAUCUAAUUGUAGGGGCUCAAGCUUCUACAGUCAGAAAAAGGUAUUGUGAAAGGCAACGCGAGAUUGGUGCUGAGCGUUUGAUCAAUGACUACUUUAGUCCCAACCCGACAUAUGGACCAGAGGUCUUCCGACGCCGAUUUCGCAUGCACAAAUACGUAUUCCUUCGGAUUGUAGAAGCUAUUAUUGCUAAUGAUGAGUAUUUUCAAGAGAGACGCGAUGCUACAGGGAGACAAAGUUUGUCAUCGUUACAGAAAUGUACCCGAGCUCUGCGGGUGUUGGCGUAUGGGACAUCAUCCAAUGUCGUUGAUGAAUAUCUGCGGAUGAGUUCAACGGUGACGAGAGAUUCUCUAAUACAUUUCGUUGAAGGUGUUAUUUCAUGUUUUGGUGCCACAUAUCUUAGGAGACCUACUGAACAAGAUCAGGCUAGACUUCUAUAUGUAGCAGAUCAACGUGGUUUUCCAGGCAUGAUUGGGAGUAUAGACUGCAUGCAUUGGGAAUGGAAGAAUUGUCCUAACGCAUGGGCUGGACAAUAUACAGGGAGAAGUGACAAACCAAUGAUCAUUUUGGAAGUUGUUGCAUCAUACAACUUAUGGAUAUGUCAUGCAUUCUUUGGAACUCCAGAAAAGAUGUUGAGCGAGCAUUUGGAGUCCUACAAGCGCGUUUCGCAUUUUUGCGAAGGCCAUGCCUUGUCUGAGACAAGAUGUUGAUGGGAAAAAUUAUGAUUGCUUGUAUAAUCAUGCAUAUAUGAUAGUAGAAGAUGAACGUGAUACAUACACCUACAAGAGCACAAGAAGGAAAUGGUGAAGCUUUUUGCUACUCAACUCAACAGAUCGAGAGUUUGUUUACUUAUAUAACAAAUCGAGAUCAACUCCGCAAUAGAGAACCUCAUAUUGCCCUUCGAGAUGAUUUGAUUGAGCACAUUUGAGAAAAA
Salvia splendens (bonfire salvia) is the source of this 950-nucleotide messenger RNA. RefSeq lists its product as uncharacterized. Bases 1 to 726 code for a protein of 241 amino acids. Lineage: Eukaryota; Viridiplantae; Streptophyta; Magnoliopsida; Lamiales; Lamiaceae. The transcript is spliced from 2 exons. The record is from RefSeq and is a predicted model, not a curated record.